Penicillium daleae is the source of this 636-nucleotide messenger RNA. Its product is annotated as putative IgE-binding protein. The record is from RefSeq and is a predicted model, not a curated record. The transcript has 2 exons. NCBI's taxonomy places the organism in Eukaryota, Fungi, Ascomycota, Eurotiomycetes, Eurotiales, Aspergillaceae. The coding region runs from base 1 to 636 and encodes 211 amino acids.
AUGAAGGUUUCUGCGCUUCUGUCCCUCAUUCCCCUGGCUGCCGCCCUCCCCGGCUCUCGCCCGGCUGCUAAGCAUUCCAACGGCACCUUUGGUGUCACUGCUACUCAUUCCGGCUCGCCUAUCCAUUUAUUGCCUCUGACUGCUGCCGGAAGCAAGUUCUGGCUGGGUGGCAAGAGCCAGACCUACUGCCCUGAUGUUGUACCCAACUGCGCCCAGGGUACCAACGACACUAUCAUCUACGCUCAGAAUGCCCUGGACGUCAUCGUUCCUGGUGGCCAGAGCAUCUACGUCGACCGCAACGGCGCCCUGGGCUUUACGACUCCCCACUCGGGCUACAUCCCCCCUGGCUCGUCCCGGGGUCCCUUCAAGUACACCCCCGGCAAGCCCCUCGGUACCUGGACCUACACUGGUCAGGGUGCUUCGGGCUUCAUGGCCUGCCCUGUCCCGGCUAACUCUACUGUUGCUGCACGCUCUGUCCACCGUCAGAAGCCCGUUGCGGCCACCCGCUGGCAGGUGUUUGCCGCGUUGCAAAACGCGACUGUCCCCACUGGCAAUGUGGAUGAUUGCCUUGGCUUUGAGGCGAUGGCUAUUGGCCUGAACAUUUCUUCAGAGCACCUUGCUUGGGAGUACAUCUAA